CCUCCGCCCCACAAGAGGCGCUGUGCAGGCCCCGGGGCAGCCAUGGCGGCGCUGAGGGCCGCGCUCUUGGCUCCGUUGCUGGCCCUGAGCCGGGCCGGGCCGGGCCCAGCACCCUCAGCCCGCAUCGAGGUGGAGCUGGCGGGGCCUGGAGCCGGCAACGGAGCCGGGAACGGAGCCGGGGAGGCCGCGGGGCCCGGCGGCUCCUACACGCUGCGAGGGGCCCUGCUGGGAGGGCCGCGGGAGGAGGCGAUCGGAGGGCGGCUGCUGCUGGUGGGAGAUGAGGAGCCUGAGCUGGGCGCUGAGGACAGCUGGAUCGGCGUGGUGCCGCUGGGCGAGGAGCCGGCUGACGGUCCCCGAGGUGCCAAGGAGGAGUCCUUCACCGCCGCCGUGGUCAGCAAGAUGAAGCGAGCCCUGGUGCUCGGGGCAUCGGCUCUGCUCAUCCUGGCGCUGAACCAGAACGCCAUCCGAGAGCUGGAUGUCUCUCAGCUCCUCGCCAAGCCCAUCAUCGUGAUCCAGUCCUCGGACAACGUCACCAGGCUGCUGGGCGCACUGCUGCGGGGUCUCAGAGCUACAGCGAAGAUCACGUACCAGGCAGUGCUGCUGGAGAACCUGGGUGUGACGCUCACCCUGUGGUCCACCUGCGGCCUCUCCCGAGGGGGCCUCUACGGGGAGUGGCAGGGUGUCAUCUGCACCGGGGAGAACAGCUCGCAGGUCCAGAAGUACCUCCAGCAGCUCUGGAACACCAUCCUGCUCAUCGCCCUGCUCCUCUGCACGGGGGUGAUCGUGCAGGCGCAGCGGCAGUCGCGGCAAGACGUGUCGGAGCGGGAUGCCGAGCUGGACCUGAAGCAGCACAUUCGGCGGCGGCUGUCGGCCCUGAAGACGCGGCGCUACCAUCCCGGCAAGGCGCUGCAGAGCCGGGUCUGCGAGAUAGAUAGCUGCGCCGUGUGCCUGGAGCAGUUCUGCAAGAGCCAGUGGCUGCGGGUGCUGCCGUGUGCCCACGAGUUUCACCGGGACUGCGUGGACCCCUGGCUCCUCCUGCAGCAGACCUGCCCCCUCUGCAAGCACAACAUCCUGGGGAACUGCUGUGGAGAGAGCUAGCCAGCCCGGCGGACGUGCCCCGGGGCUGCUCCGGGAAGAACGGGGGGAGAGGGACCGGGGCAGGCGCUGGGCGAGCUGUGCUCGGUGCUGGCACGGGCUCAGCGUGUCCGUGCCCUUCGCAGCACCCUGGCAGCGCCUGGCCUUUAGGGGAGUGAAGGAUUUGGGGGCUCUCCCUGCUCGGCGUGAGUAGAGGGGUGGGGGGCACAGCUGGGCAUAGCCCAGAUGGGUGCUGCUGGGGGGCUGGGGGAAAGGGCACCGGGGAGGGGACAUCGGGGGAGGUCUGCAGGCCCAGCUGCUCCCUCUCCCUGCUCGUAGUCAUUUUUCUAAGUCUUUUUUUUUAUUUCCCCCUGGCCGUGGCAGGGCACGGCUGGGACGCGUUGGGUGACAUGGCUCUGCCACAGCCAAGGGACGGGGACGGAGCUGGCAGGGCUGCAGGGGGACCUGCUGCUCGUGGCAGGAGGGUGGGAGGGGGGAAAACACCCUAUUUAUACUAACUUAUUAGAGAGGACGGCGCAAGUGAGCUGCAGAGACUGAACACGAGCUGUGCUGUGGUGUCCGAGGACUCGCCGUGAGCCCCACGUGGCUCCAGCUCUGCCUGGCAGCCGCAGCGCUGCCCAGCUCCGUCGCAAUUAAACACAGCAAGGAGAGGC
Messenger RNA from Anas platyrhynchos (mallard), 1748 nucleotides. It is a transcript of the gene RNF215, whose product is annotated as ring finger protein 215. NCBI's taxonomy places the organism in Eukaryota, Metazoa, Chordata, Aves, Anseriformes, Anatidae. The record is from RefSeq and is a predicted model, not a curated record.